Bombus pascuorum is the source of this 259-nucleotide messenger RNA. RefSeq names its product small ribosomal subunit protein uS14 (gene RpS29). The transcript has 2 exons. Lineage: Eukaryota; Metazoa; Arthropoda; Insecta; Hymenoptera; Apidae. Gene Ontology annotation, molecular function: structural constituent of ribosome; zinc ion binding. Gene Ontology annotation, cellular component: ribosome; cytosolic small ribosomal subunit. Gene Ontology annotation, biological process: translation. The coding region runs from base 92 to 259 and encodes 55 amino acids. The record is from RefSeq and is a predicted model, not a curated record.
GUGUGCGUAACGUUACGUCGCAGAGGUUUUUGACCAUUUCUUGCCAAUUCGAUUUUUGAUACGGUAUUGUAAAUAGUUCGCUAAACUAAAAAUGGGUUUUCAAAAUAUUUGGUACUCGCAUCCACGUAAAUAUGGACAAGGAUCUAGAUCCUGCCGUGCUUGUGCCAACAGGCACGGAUUAAUUCGAAAAUAUGGGCUGAAUAUUUGUCGCCAAUGUUUUCGUGAAUAUGCUGCUGAUAUUGGCUUUAAAAAGGUAUAA